Molecule: messenger RNA, 5432 nt
Organism: Perca flavescens (yellow perch)
Lineage: Eukaryota; Metazoa; Chordata; Actinopteri; Perciformes; Percidae
Gene: tmem248
Product: transmembrane protein 248
Exons: 7
Coding region: 437-1462 (341 amino acids)
Source: RefSeq, a predicted model, not a curated record
CGAACGCUCAUCGACUAGCUACGCAAAUAACGUACGCGUGAACAUCAUGGAACACCAAUUCCGUGCGCACAUUCUACGGAAAUAACGAAAAGGCGGCGCUACGCAUAGGCGCUACGACACUUCUACUACGCAGUGAGGGUACGCGUAGGAGAUGUCAGCUGGGAGGACCCACAAACAAUACUGACGUUAUUCCAGGCUGUACGCAAGAUACAUUUCUCAUCAGAGCUGCAGUGAACUAUAAUAGAGCAAAGCAUGGGAAGGAGUAUAAGUCGUGCUUCUUACGCUGAAAGUCUGGCUAUCUCCUCUAGCUUCGGGAAAGCAAGCAAGCUAGCAAGCACUAACGUUACAGGCUAGCUUCGCAGAGAAGCAGCUGCCUAUUGUGGCCCGCAACGACCCUCCCAGCAGCUAGCAUCCGUCGCAUUCACAGAGAGAAAAAAUGGUGUACCUGUUAAACCCUAUAGAGAACCUGAGAAGCUACAUCAACAACCGUCCACCGCUGGUCAUUUUUAUGAUCAGCGUCAGUGCAGUGGCCAUCGCCUUCCUGACCAUUGGUUAUUUCUUUAAGAUUAAGGAGAUCAAGUCUCCAGAGUUGACAGAGGACUGGAACACCUUUCUGCUGCGCUUCAAUGAGCUGGACUUUUGUGUCUCAGAGAAUGAAACCAUAAAGCACGGUCUGAACGAGUCGACCACGCCAGAGAGCAUGGUUGUGACCAGUGGCCAAGCUCGUUCCAGCACCCAGGUUCCCCUCCUGCUAGAGGACUCAGGUCCCAUCAACAUCUCAGUCCCCAUCACCCUCACGCUGGACCCCCUGCGCCCGUUUGGAGGGUACUCUCGCAACCUCACCCACCUGUAUGCCACAGUGCUGGGGCAGCAAGUUGGCUUGUCUAGCCGGGAAGCCCAUGAAGAAAUAAACAUCACUUUCACCCUGCCUGUGUCCUGGAACUCAGACGAGUGUGUACUGCACGGCCACUGCGAGCAGGUGGUGUUCAGCACUUGCAUGACCAUCACGGCGGCAAGCAAUAUCUUCCCAGUCACAGUGCAGCCGCCACACUGCGUGCCAGAGACAUACACCAAUGCCACAUCUUGGUACAAGGUGUUCACCACAGUCCGCGACUCCGAUACCAAGUACAGUCAGGACUACAACCCUUUCUGGUGUUACAAAGGAGCAAUCGGCAAGGUGUACCACGCACUCAACCCAAAGCUUACUGUCAUCGUUCCUGAUGAUGACCGUUCCCUCAUCAACCUGCACCUGAUGCACACAAGCUACUUCCUGUUUGUCAUGGUCAUCACUAUGUUCUGCUAUGCAGUCAUCAAGGGGCGGCCUGGCAAAGUACGGCAAACCAACCCUGACUUCUGCCCUGAGAAGGUACAACAGACACCAGCAGUGCUAUAUGACGAGAACAGAUGGCGUUGUCAGAGGGUUAAAAAGACAUCGGAGAGCUAUUUUAGAACGUACCUGUAACAUGGACAAACUCAAAGAAACAGAAGAAAUAUAAAUAAACAUACCAGUUGCCUAGUGAACCCUGGAAAUACAGUAAGGGACACAAAAGCUCUGUUAAUGCAUUACUCUUGCAAUGUUGGGUUUUUCCAACCAAAGAUAUACAAGUGCCUGUAUCUGUCGUGUAAAUAUUUGUAGGAACUCUGAUAUUCAGUUUAAAACCUUUUUUUCUUUUUUGUUGAUUAAUAUUAUUAUUUUUGCCUGAGUCCCCUUGUGCCAUGUCAGAACAUGCAGUACAUAAACAAAGCAGAACGCCAAACCCGAGAACUACACAGACCAGAAGGCCAGACCCAAGAACUACACGGCCAUUUUUCUAGCAGUCAUUUGGUCUCAUUUACCAAGCAAGGUAGAAAAACCACAGAGAAGUGGGUUACAUGAAACCUAUCGCAGAUUUCAGUUAUGAGAUUUUGCUGUAAAUGUUUGGAUAUCCUGAAACCUGUAAACAAAGUAUUUUUUAUCUCCCAUAAUGAGAAAGCAUGAUUAUUAGUCACUUGAAAUGUGUUUAAGUGAACUAAAUAUGCUUGAAUACUCAGGUUGAGAUAAUUGCUUGAGGAUGAGAUGAUUGUUAUACACUGAUAAUUCUUCAGUAUGCACUUGUCAUUGCAGCUUAAACAGGGAAGAGAAUUAACUGAGCACUGUUCUCUGUACCAGACCCAAUAGUGUAAUCAAAACUCUAAUCAGAAUUUGGACAUUGCAUGAAGUCUGUUUUUAAAAGUAGCACUUACUUUAUUUAAUUGAACUCUCAAUUAUAACAAUAGGUCUUUACCAGAUUAGCAAUUAUGUUUCCCUGUGUGUCUGCAAUGUCAAUACAUGUGGAGUCAAAUAUUUAGAUGAUUGCACUGUGCACAUUAAUAUAUAAACAGAAAACAAUGUCAACAGUAAAGUUAAUGAGUUCCAUUGUCUCAGUUUGUAUCCUGUUAGGCUUAUCAGCAAGUCCCUUUUUAAUGUCAGUUAAAUAAGCUGCAGAACUUCCUGUGGUCUGUGUUGACAUUAGUUUUUGUAAAAGACGAGUAGAUGUUGUCACACUUAAAAUUUAUUUUCUGCCUUUUGUUUUCCUUCCUCUGUGGCUUCAUCACUCACUUGCCUCUUGUCUUUUAUUUUCUGCCUGUCUCUGACUCUUCUGGACUUAAAUGUACAAUGCUUCUUUGUUGCUACUGGACGAAGCAAAACAUUAUCUUGCCUUACCUACGGUGGACUUGCUUGCUUGAAAACACGAUGGGGAGAUCAUCUUCUCUCUUUCCAACAUUAACUUGCCAGUCCCUUCUUCCACAGCCAUCCUUCUUUUUGUUUCUUCCAGUAUGACGAGCCUGUGGUUUGAAAUGAAACUUGUGAUCUUUGUCCUAUUAAUGUAAAUGUCAAGUGGCCCUUGAGUUAUUAUAUUUUAGGAUGCUUUAGAGUUACACUUUUAGAGUGUGCUUUUAUUUUAAGCAAAUCCUUAUCAGUUGCAAGUGUUUGCAUAGUUAGUGAAAGUUUAGAUUUCUUGCACAUUUUGCGUCAUUGGCUCCUGGGAUUAUUUCUUUGUCCGAAGUCACAUAUAAACAGUCUAUUUUGAGCUAUAUAAGCCUUGUUUCAGUUGGACACCUUCUAAAAGAUAAAUAUAAUUUUAUUAGCAUUUAAUUGUAUUUGUAUAACUAUGGGGAUAUAUUUAUGAUCAAAUCACUUCAUUUUAAAAUUUUCAUUAUUUUGUAGUACAACAAAAACAUGGAAGAACCCACUUGGUGUGCGGGUGUGUGAGUUUGGGAAAUGUUUAGAUGCAUAAAGGCGGCUUUAGACUGUGAUUCUUUGAAAGUGUCUAUUUAAAGGAUACUUUCAGUGUAAUGGAAUUUCUGAAGUGCACAAGUCUAUAUUGACAUGACUGGGCCCAGAAAUAAAACACCUUCACUGACAUUGUACAUUUUCACGUGACUCACAGUGUUCAGUCUUUAAACUCUUAAAUGUAGCUUUCAGGAUGAAAUUCAUGCUCUUCCAUCAUUCUUAUUUUGAGCAUGGCUGACUUUGACAAUCAUUUGCUCUGAAUGUAUAUUAUUAGAUUUGCAAAAGAGAAAAAAAUAGUGCUCUAAAUAGAGUUGUUAAUGGUUAAUUGUUGUUAAUGUUAAAAUCUUGAGUCCACAACCACCGUUACUGUCUUGACACAUGUCAAAUUUAUUAUUAUCCAACGAUCUUUGCUAAGACAAGAUGCAGUGUAAAAUCCAAACAUGAAUAAUUAACAGUCUAAGUCCGCCUUUAAUGUCUGUUGUGUACAACUUUUUUUCAAUAACAAUUACUCAUACAUUUUACUUAUCUUUUGUGUUAAAAUUUUGUUUCAUAAUUGAUGUACCUGUUGAAUGUAUUUUUUAAAAGCAGCAUAAUCUUAAUCUGAGAUGCAAGAAUUCCAAGUGAUUUUAAGUUAUGAUGUAGUUUUAUUUUUUUUUUAGUUUAAAAGGCUUUACUUGAAUUGUGUUUUUGUUCGAGUGGUAUUCAUAUACGGAAGCCCUGAGAGGCAAGUGAGAAAAACAGAAUUCUGAUUUAAAUUGUUUCCUCUCCUGUGUUUAUGACUUAAACAGGUGAAAAAAGUUUUCCCUGGUGAAAACAGAAGUGGUUGUUGUUGUAAUACUCAUUUUGACCACAAGUGGCUAAAGUGCACCACUACCCCAUGUUCUAAAUAGGACUAAAAACAUGUUUCCUUCAGGUUGUACGUGAGUUUUAAUUUCUCCAUGCACCCUAAACACAAGGUACAUAUAUUGUGUGUUGGCCUGUUAUGUAACAAUACUGUCAUGUCUUUACUUUGGCUAGAAAUGUAUUUUAAUUGGCGAUAGGGUAUAUAGGGUAGUCGGGCAAUUCAGCCUCUCGUGGCCGAAAUGAGUUUAAAAAAAAAAGAUCAGCUGCCAAAAGUUUUUUCCACCCGUUUGCACAGAUGAAAUAAAAAAGUAACUUAGAAAAAUGAUCCUGGCAAAAAGUUUUUGUCACCUAUUCUUAAGUCACAGUUUCUCUUCUUGCCUCACAGGGCCUCCGUAUAUUUGCGUGUGUAUGUUGGUGAAUGAGUGGAAGGUGUUUCUUCAUAUUGAUUGAUGUUAGGACAAGUCUUCGUAAUUCUGACGUGCAUCAUAUUUGAGGAUGAAUCUGUUGCUUGUACUGUCAUCACCAUCCCCUGUGCUUUCACAGUGGAACUCAUGCUUGUUAUGGAAAGAUCUGGCAGCUCUUAUUGGAUGGUUGGAAAUUUUGAGUGCUGGGACAGGAAGCGGGGGUUUGGCCAGGUGUAUGUGGUUGAAGAUGUGAAUGAAGAAUGCCAUAUUAUUGACAAACCAUCACAAUGAAUGUUGGUGACCUGCAUUUACCUGCUUCUUAUCCCUCCUUGUGUGAUUUACUAUUUUCAUCUUUGGUUAGAAUUGCAUCUCUAUAUUUGCAAAAUGCCUUAACAUUGUAUAGUUUCAUUUAAGUUUUUUUGUUUCACAUAUUGUAAAACACCAGCUUUACGGAAAUAAAUCCAAACACAAUGCUUCUUUUAUCUCUUCUGAGCUACAAGAAGCUCACAUUAACAUGCUUGUGAAGUGUACAUUUAGAGAAAUUGAUUUAAAAAAAAGGAUCUGAUGCUUGCUGUUGUAGUUUAUAAAACUACUCCUAUGUCACUGAGGACUGGAGUAAAAACAGAGGAGCCAUGUUCUCCUUAGUUGCAUCAUCUCACUGUGUUCUCGGCUUGACAUUAAGCAAAACACACAAUAUAAGACUGCCAUUUCACCUUGUUAUCCUUUCUGUCAUGUUAGCAGCGCUUACAGGCAAGUAUUAAGCCAACUCUGUGCCUUCUGCACUAUCAAGCUGCAUCCUCCUCCCUGUACAUACAGUAGAUAGGACCAUAGGUUUAAUGUGGCUAGAACAUCAUUCAAACCCUUUUCCUUUCCAGUGGAACUGCUGUAAAUGAAUUCAAGUUUAAAUAAACUGUCUCUAAAGUUCAACAUCA